UAUAAAAUACACACGUCACCUUGCGGAGAGGAUGACUAUAAAACUAGGAACAGAAAGAAAAGGAAUUUGGAACGCAAUUUGUGAGAGCAGAUUGAGCAUUCUUUCAUAUCAGCAAUCAGAAGAAAUGAGCUGGUGGUGGGCAGGAGCCAUAGGAGCUGCAAAGAAAAAAUUGGAAGAGCAGGAUAAACCAUCCAAGUACAAGAGUGCUGCCCUCGUCAUUGGCAUCACAGGCAUCGUCGGCAGCAGCCUUGCCGAAAUCCUUCCCUUCUCCGAUAUUCCAGGCGGACCUUGGAAGGUCUAUGGCGUAGCUCGUCGUCCCCGCCCUGCUUGGACUAACGCCCUACGUAUUGAUUACGUACAAUGUAACAUCUCAAAUGAAGAAGAAACGCAAGAUAAACUAUCAAAACUUAAGGAUGUCACUCACAUAUUUUAUGUUGCAUGGGCUGAGAAAUCAAGUGAAGCUGAAAAUUGCAUUGUCAAUGGUACUAUGCUACGCAACGUGUUGAAAGCUGUAAUCCCAAAUGCACCGAAGUUGAAACAUGUAUGCUUGCAAACUGGACGUAGACAUUACACCGGUCCUUUCGAUUCGGUUGGCAAGGUUCAGCCCCAUGAUCCUCCAUUUCGUGAGGAUCUUCCAAGGCUUAACGUGUCGAAUUUUUGUUAUACACUCGAGGAUGUUUUGUUUGAAGAGGUGAAGAAAAAGGAUGGAUUAACAUGGUCAGUUCAUAGGCCUGGAGUGAUUUUUGGAUUCUCGCCAUGUAGUUUGAUGAAUGUAGUUGGUAGUUUAUGCGUUUAUGCAGCGAUAUGUAAGCAUGAGGGCAAGCCAUUAAGGUUUCCAGGGAGUCGACAAGCUUGGGAUGGGUAUCGGGAUGCAUCAGAUGCAGAUUUGAUUGCAGAGCAUCAGAUAUGGGCAGCAAUGAAUCGGCAUGCAAAAAAUGAAGCCUUCAAUUGCAGCAAUGGAGACGUGUUCAAGUGGAAGGAUUUAUGGAAGGUGUUAGCUAAGCAAUUUGGGAUUGAAGAUUACGGAUUUCAUGAAAGCGAUGAGAGGCACAGCUUGGUUGAGACGAUGAAGGACAAAGGUCCAGUGUGGGAUGAGAUCGUCAGAGAGAAGGGUCUUGUGCCAACAAAACUGAAUGAGGUAGGGGCAUGGCGGUUCGCUGAUGCAGUACUUUCUGGAAAGUCAUUGUUGGAUAGCAUGAACAAGAGCAAAGAGCAUGGAUUCAUUGGGUUCAGGAACUCGAAAACGUCCUUCAAUUCUUGGAUUGAAAAGAUGAAAACUCACAAGAUUGUUCCUUGAUUUGAGAUUUGACUAAAUGUUGCAUUAGAAAGGAUUGGAUUUGUUCAUUUUUGUCUCACCGCCUGUAAAUUACAGUCAAAAACAUAAAGUAGAUUCUGAUUUUCUCAAA
Molecule: messenger RNA, 1406 nt
Organism: Theobroma umbraticum
Lineage: Eukaryota; Viridiplantae; Streptophyta; Magnoliopsida; Malvales; Malvaceae
Gene: VEP1
Product: NAD(P)-binding Rossmann-fold superfamily protein
Source: RefSeq, a predicted model, not a curated record